This is a messenger RNA of Phalaenopsis equestris, 594 nucleotides long. Its product is annotated as 60S ribosomal protein L36a. The transcript has 4 exons. Gene Ontology annotation, biological process: translation. Gene Ontology annotation, cellular component: ribosome; cytosolic large ribosomal subunit. Gene Ontology annotation, molecular function: structural constituent of ribosome. Bases 95 to 412 code for a protein of 105 amino acids. Lineage: Eukaryota; Viridiplantae; Streptophyta; Magnoliopsida; Asparagales; Orchidaceae. The record is from RefSeq and is a predicted model, not a curated record.
AACCAAACCGGAAAACCUCGUUGCCUCGUCAAGUCGCCUUAAAGCAUUUUGCUCUCGCGAUACCCUUUGCUAGGGUUUUGCGGCCGCGGCAGCCAUGGUGAACGUCCCGAAAACCAAGAAAACCUAUUGCAAGAACAAGGCCUGCAAGAAGCACACCUUGCACAAGGUCACUCAAUACAAGAAGGGUAAGGAUAGUCUAUCAGUUCAAGGAAAGCGUCGUUAUGAUCGGAAGCAAUCUGGUUACGGUGGGCAGACUAAGCCUGUUUUCCACAAGAAGGCAAAAACCACAAAAAAGAUUGUGCUGAAAUUGCAAUGCCAAAGUUGCAAACAUUUUUCUCAGCACCCAAUCAAGAGGUGCAAGCAUUUUGAAAUUGGUGGAGACAAGAAGGGCAAGGGAACCUCUUUGUUUUAGAUGCAUUGCUUUAAACUUUCAUAGCUUUUGGUACUUUCAUAUUGUUCAUUUGCUUUUUGAAGAACUGCUAGUAAGCUAUGUUUGUGCUCAUCUUUUUAUUUUUAGCUGUGAAUUAUUUCACUAUUUAGUAAGAUAAACUUUUGAAGAUUUGAACUUUUAGUGGUAUUGAUGUUCUUUAGGCA